AUGACAGACGUCGAAAAAACCUGGCAAGCGGCGGGCGACACAGAGCCAGAAAGUGCUCAGGCCGUCUCUAGCAAUCCCCUUGCCACCAUGGGCAAUGGCCAGCGUGACUCUGUGAGCAGCGCAGCAAGUACUGCACAUGAUACUCAGAAGCUAGAGCAUACGCCCUCCGACGGCCUGAAGAGCAAUAGCGAGACUGGCACGCUCGCUCAGGCCCCUUCGCCAACGCAGGAUGAGGAGCAUGCUGGAAAGACGCCCGACAACGAGAAGCUCUCACCCUACGACCAGGCCAACAAGUCUUACCAAUCUUCGGCCGAGGAGUUGCCAGGCUCGACCCAUCUACAGCGCUUUGUCGAUGAGCGAAUCAAAGCUCUCAAGGAGGCUGACGUUCAGUUUAGUAAGCCACUCGGCGUCAUAUGGAAGGAGCUCUCUGUGCAAGGCAUGGGCUCUACAAAGACAUUCGUACAUUCUGUCGACCGCGCCAUCCUGGGCACUUUCGGGCCCAACGUCUGGCACUUCAUCUCCAAACUUGUGCCCCAGCUGCCCGCGAUGAUCCCAGGUCUGCAUCCGCCGCCUGUUCGCAAUCUGAUACAAGGCUUCUCUGGUGUCCUGGAGCCCGAGAUGUGCCUCGUGCUUGGCAAGCCUGGCGCAGGCUGCACGACCUUUCUUCGUGCGCUCAGUAACCAAAGAGGCAAUUUCGUUUCCGUCAAGGGCGAGGUAUCUUAUGGCGGCGUCGAUCACCAGACCAUCAAUAAGAACUUCAGAGGCGAAGUCAUCUUCACAGACGAAGCAGACAUCCAUUUCCCUUCUCUCACCGUUGGCCAAACGCUGCGCUUCGCACUGAGGAACAAGAUCCCGAGAUAUCGACCAGCGAAUGAAACGCGAGGCGACUUCAAGGAGACGAUGCUCAACAUCAUUCUCAAGAUGUUUGCUAUCGAGCACACCAUCAAUACCCCCGUCGGCGGUCCUGGAGCGCCUGGCGUCAGUGGAGGUGAACGCAAGCGCACCUCCAUCGCAGAGGCAUUGGUAGCUCGCGCGACCGUCGCAGCCUGGGAUCAGUCAACGCGAGGCCUCGAUUCGGCGACCGCUUUGGAUUAUAUCAAGUCAUUGCGAGUUUUGACAGACACUGUGCAGACGACCAACAUUGUAACACUCUACCAGGCAUCGGAAGACAUCUAUAACCUCUUCGACAAAGUCUUGCUCAUCGAUGAAGGCCGAUGUAUAUACUUUGGACCUGCAACAGAGGCAAAGGCGUACUUCAGAGACCUCGGCUUCUUCUUCCCACACAGACAGACCAGUGCCGAUGCUCUCACAUCUGUCACAGACUUUGAGGAAGUCAGAUAUCGUGAAGGAUGGGAAGGCAAAGCCCCAAAGACACCCAUUGCACGCGAGCGCGCUUUCCUCGAGUCAGCGCAACACAAGGAGAAUCUGCGCUUGAUCGCUGCACGCGAGCAGUCUUUCGUAGAAGAUGACUAUCGCAAGCAAACGCUGAACCGCGUUGCUCGCGCCGAAAAGGCCAAGCGUCAGUUCAAGAAAAGCAGCUACACGGUCAGCUUCGCAACGAAUGUCAAAUCACUCAUCAUUAGACAAGCACAAAUCAAGUGGGGCGAUCGGCAGUCCUUUUACACAAAGACCUUCACCUGCGUGACCGUCGCACUCGUCGUCUCCGCAAUGUUCUAUUCGGUCGACAAGCAGAACACAACGGCUUCACUCUUCACGCGAGGCGGCGCACUCUUCUUCUCGCUGCUGUUCUUGGGCUGGCUAAACUUGUCAGAAAUCUACGAAGCCUGCCAGGGUCGUCCCAUCAUCCAGCGCCACAAAGCAUUUGGCUUCUAUUCACCGGCCGCCGUCUCGAUCGCGCGCACCGUCAUAGACUUGCCCAUCAACGCAUUCUUGGUUGUAUUAUUCUCGCUCAUAUCGUACUUUAUGUGCGGUUUCCAAAGAACAGCUAGCCAGUUCUUUAUCUAUCUCUUGAUCGUCUUCAGCUCGGUCCUCAAUUUGACUGCCUACUUUCGCGCCAUCGCCGCCUUGUCGCCCAACUUUGACACAGCAAUUCGCUUUGCUGUGCUCAGCUUGAACGUUGCAGUCGUGACCGUUGGAUACGUGAUCCCUCGUUCUUUGAUGCCCGUCGGAAUCAGAUGGAUAUCCUACAUCCAUCCAAUCUCGUACACCUUCGAAGCACUCAUGGGCAACGAAUUUGCCGGUACAGAUUUCGACUGUACUGCGCAGCUUGUGCCUCAAGUGGCAGGUACAACGAUUGCGAAUCAAGUCUGCCCAAUCGCAGGAGCAGUGCCCGGCCAGCCCUUCGUCGCAGGCUCAGCAUACAUCGAGGCGUCGUAUGGCUUCUCGCGCAGCAAUCUGUGGCGCAAUUUUGGCAUCUCGCUUGCCUUCACUGCUGUAUACAUCAUCGCCGGCGCAGUCUUUUCGCAAUUCCUGGACUACAGCAAUAGUGGUGGCUCAGUCACCGUCUUCGCUCGCACUAAGCGCGCAAAGGCGGCCGUCGCUGCAGAAGCAAAGCCUGACGACGAGGAGAAGGGCUUUGUAGGCGGUCGCAUGACCGGCCAUCGCACGUCGAAAUCGGAGACAGGCAAGGUCAAAGGUGUCGAUGCCUCGCCCAGUAUCUUCACUUUCCGCGAUGUCUGCUACACGGUCCAGACGCCGGCUGGACCCCGUCAGCUACUCAAUAAGGUCUCUGGCUGGGCUAAGCCUGGAACUUCUACUGCGCUCAUGGGCGCGUCUGGCGCUGGCAAAACGACCCUGCUCAAUACGCUAGCUGGACGGCACAAUCCUAUGCAGAUCACCGGCGACAUCAAAGUUGAUGGUCGCCCUCUAGGACCCUCUUUCGCGCGUGACAUUGGCUUCGCCGAACAGAUGGACCUUCAUGAUCCUACGCAGACUGUGCGCGAGGCUCUAGAAUUCUCAGCUUUGCUCCGUCAACCAGCGGAGACGCCGAAGCAGGACAAGCUCGAUCAUGUCAACAUGGUCAUCAAACUUCUGGCUCUAGAGGAUCUUGAAGACGCAAUCAUCGGUACAGUCGAGAAUGGACUCUCGGUAGAAGAGAAGAAACGCGUCACGAUUGGAGUGGAGCUGGCAGCAAAGCCCCGCGUCAUGCAGUUCAUGGACGAACCAACAAGCGGCCUCAGCUCGGAAGGAGCAUUACAAAUCGGACGCUUCAUUCAGAGACUUGCAUUGAGUGGUCAGACUUCUUUCGUGGUCUGCCAUCAGCCAAGUUCGCUACUCUUUACCAACUACUUCGAUCGUCUGCUCUUGCUUGCACCAGGCGGCCGCACCUGCUACCAUGGCGAAGUGUCGGACAUCAAGGCUUAUUUCGAAGGCAAAGGUUCGCGCAAAUGUGGCGAAGAAGAGAAUCUUGCCGAAUUCGCCGUCGAUGUAGUCAGCCGCAAAGGUCCGAAGGGCGUUGCGUGGCCCGACAUCUGGGUCCAAAGCGACGAGUAUCGACAGGUCCUGCGUCAGAUUGAAGAGAUUGAGGCCGAGCGCAGCAAGCUGCCGGACGAAACGCCCGAAAACUUAUUGCGCCCUUAUGCCACCUCGACACGCACUCAGACUGCACUCCUCACAAAGCGAACAGUCAUCGCUCUGUGGCGAGAUGCAGCGUACGGCUACUCGAAAGUCUCUGCUAUCGUCGUCGUCUCGCUGUUCAAUGCUCUCACGUUCAUCAAGAUUGGCGAGGGACCUCUGUCGGUAGCACAGCUACAGCAAUCUGUCUUUACGAUCUUCCUCAUCAUUCUUAUUUUGCCGGCGUUGCUCAAUAGCUCGAUUCCCAAGGCCUUCAUCAUCAAAUCUUACUGGAUGCUGCGCGAAGGUCCCUCGCGCACUUACAGCUGGCUGCCUCUGUGCAAUGCUAUCAUGCUUGCCGAGCUACCGUAUGCCAUUGCCGGCGGUAUCCUCUACUGGGUACUUUGGUACUGGAUCGUCGCCUUUGGCACAGGCGAGCCCGCAGGCUAUUCACUACUCAUGAACGUCCUGCUGCUCAUCUUUGUCUACACGCUCGCCCAUUGGCUCUGCGCACUGGCGAUGAGCCCCACGCUCGUCGCCAAUAUGCUGCCUUUUAUGCUGGUGGUUCUAUCCCUCAUGAACGGCGUCAUCGUGCAGUACGAAGUCUUGCCAUCGCCCUAUAAGAAGUUCCUAUAUUGGGCGAAUCCGGUGCAGUGGUGGAUCAGGGGAUCAAUCUCGGUUCUCAUGCACGACAAGCAAGUCGUCUGUCAGCCGUCCGAAUUCUUUGCAUUCUCGCCUCCCCAGGGUCAGACCUGUGGAUCGUAUGCCGGCGCCUACAUCAGUUCGGUCAUGGGCAACUUGACCAAUCCAGAUGCGACGAAAGACUGUACAUAUUGCCAGUACACCGUCGCAGACACUUUUGCUGCCUCCCUCAAUGCUUACCACGAUCAACGCUGGAGAUACUUUGGCCUUUUCCUCGUCUUCGUGUCUACCAACGUCAUGAUCUUCUAUGCCGCCUUUUAUGCCUUCCAAGUCAAGUUUCUCGGCAGCAAACUUACUCUUGGCAACGUCCUUGGUCUUUUCAAGCGUAAGAACAAGGGCAAGGCCGGUGCGAGCGUCUAG
Messenger RNA from Mixia osmundae IAM 14324, 4575 nucleotides. RefSeq lists its product as uncharacterized. Gene Ontology annotation, cellular component: membrane. Gene Ontology annotation, biological process: transmembrane transport. The transcript has 7 exons. The record is from RefSeq and is a predicted model, not a curated record. NCBI's taxonomy places the organism in Eukaryota, Fungi, Basidiomycota, Mixiomycetes, Mixiales, Mixiaceae. Bases 1 to 4575 code for a protein of 1524 amino acids. Gene Ontology annotation, molecular function: ATP binding; ATP hydrolysis activity; ABC-type transporter activity.